This is a messenger RNA of Oryzias latipes (Japanese medaka), 4783 nucleotides long. It is a transcript of the gene rgs14b, whose product is annotated as regulator of G protein signaling 14b. The record is from RefSeq and is a predicted model, not a curated record. Gene Ontology annotation, molecular function: GTPase activator activity. Lineage: Eukaryota; Metazoa; Chordata; Actinopteri; Beloniformes; Adrianichthyidae. Gene Ontology annotation, biological process: spindle organization; signal transduction; regulation of G protein-coupled receptor signaling pathway. Gene Ontology annotation, cellular component: plasma membrane; nucleus; cytoplasm.
UUUUUUUGUAUAUAUGACUAUAUAAAGUAUUCAACCAGCUUUGUUAUUUUUGGGAAAUCCAUUCGGUCAUUCGUAUACUUGGACAAAAGCAGUUGUUGACUUAAGCUGACAGUUUUUGCGGACUGUACCAUUACAACACCUUUAGCACUCGUGUCACUCACUUUUAUAAAAAGGUCACACUUUAAUUUCUUGGUGUUUUUUUUCAAAAUUUCUAAAGCAAAGAACGACUGGGUGGAGACUUUUUCAAGUAAGACGUCCUUUUUGCAACACAUUGUUGCGACAUGGAGCACGUUUCAUGAUUCACUGUUGAAAUCUAACUGGUUAAAAAAGGUAAAGACUAUCUGAUGCAGAAGUCAGGCUUUGUAAGAUGCCGCAAAACAGAGUUGAAGUGUGAGACUUCAAAAAUGGUCUUUUCUGAUGUAUUUCAAAUAGCUGUUUGCCUUGUUUUCCUUAAAAAUGAUGAUCAAUCCUCCUAAUGACCUCAGUAAAGCAAAAUUCAAAAAAACAUUAAAUUUAAUAAUUGUUGUUUCAGGAAGUAAAGAGCUAUAAGAAAAUAAUUUUGUUGAAAAGUCUAUCAGCCACACAAGAAAAUGUUGUUACCAGAAUCCUGCAGUUCUGUUAUAACUUUAGAUAACGACCAAAAAAACCACCUUUUGUUAUUCAACACAUCUGUCUCUCAAUUGUGAUAAAAGUGCAACAACCCCUUAUCAGAUUUGUCCCAUCUGAAAACCCUAUAGAGAGAUGCUUAGCUUGUCUAAGAAGGCCUCUUUAUGUGCUAAAAAAACAGAGAAAGAAAAGUCUGCUGCCCCUUCAGAAUCGACAAAUAUUGUUUCUAACUUUUAUAUUUGAAGAGUAAAUCUGGAGUUCUCUCAAAUUAUAAGAAGAAAGUCAAAAACAGUCAAAAAGAAAAGCUCUAAGAUGAAGAUUUAAAGUGCAGUCUUGGUAUGUCGCCAAGCUGUCAGGGUCGUGUUCAGACACGACUGUCCACACAGGUUUUUUCGUGGUGCAGCCGGCUCCCAUCAAAGGGCUCAAAUAAAAAAAAAAACAAAAAAAAAAACGCACUUUUGCAAGAAGUGACUUUUGUGAUGUCUGAAAGCUGAAUGAAAGCUGCUGCCGUCAGCGCUGUGACCGCUUCCUGUGAAAACUGUCUUGACUGAGCGCACUACGGAUACAGAGGGGAGGAGAAAAAGCAACAACAAAAAACCCUGCAGCUGUUCACCUCCGAAACACAAUCUGCAGCACAAAAUAGUUCUUAAUGACAGUUCAUUAUGACACUACGUCUGAAUUUGCUUUAGAAUUAAUCAUUUUCCGAGCCAGGCAGUGUCAGAUGGAGAGCUGAACAUGUCCGCGCGCGGUUGUGGAGGCAGCAGCUCCAGCCUUCCAGGGACUCCCGGCGGAGACGUGGGCCCUGCCAACAGCGUGCUGAGCUGGGCCGUCUCGUUUGAGAAGCUGUUGGAGGAUCCCUGUGGGGUCAGAUACUUUACAGGCUUUCUAAAGUCAGAAGUGAGUGCGGAAAACAUUUUAUUCUGGCAGGAAUGUGAGAAGUUCAGGAAGAUUCCAGCAACCUCCUUGGAAAAGCUCAAAGUAGAAGCGCGCUCCAUCUACAAAACGUACCUGUCUGACAGUGCGCCCUACUCGGUAAACAUUGAUGACACUGCCAAGAUAGAAGAAAAAGACCUGGAGCAGCCAACACCUGACAUGUUUAACAAAGCUCAGACACAGAUCUUCAAGCUGAUGAAGAUGGACAGCUAUAGGCGCUUCGUGCGCUCUCCUCUGUACCAACGCUGCACCUUGGCGAGUGUCGAAGGGAAACUUUUGCCUCAACUCUCUUCAGAGCCCGCCCGCAUGGGAUCAUGGGAGGAAAUAAUCAACAGUAGCCCCUUAAAUGACAAAAAGAGCAAGAAAACUGAUUCCAACAGCUUGCCAAGUAGGACUUUACAACAGUCAAGGGAAUCAGUGGGAGAUCCACGGAGAGAGCCAUACUUGUCAACCAGCAGUGUGGAGCUUGGCUCCCUCUGCAGGCAGAUGGAGAAUGGACGUCUGAGUCCCCGUUUCUCUGAGCAGAGCGGUGGGACUCGUGCUGGUUCCGAUGGGGGUUAUUGCUGCGUCUACCUACCAGAUGGCAGCGCCUCGCUGGCUCCCACACCCAAUGGCCAACUAAUCAAAGAUAUGCUGGCUAGCCUGUGCGAGAAAAGAGGCUUCCCGCUGAAUGAUGUCAUUAUUUACCUUAAAGGCAAAGAGAAGCCCUUACUGCUGGACCAGGACUGUUCGGUGCUGAAAGAUCAGCAGGUCAAUCUGGAGCUCAGGAUCAAAUUUGCGCUGGAGAUUGCUUUCACUGAUAAGACGGUGGUUAUUAUUGCAAAGUCCAAAAAGACGCUGCAGGACGCCCUCUCUGUGGUGAUGCAGAAGCACCAACUGAAGCCGCAGGAUGCCCUGGUUACUAUUGUUGGAAGUGAUGAGCCCGUAAGCAUGAACAGCUCUGUGUACAGACUGGCCAAUAAGACGCUCCGACUCGACAAAAUCAAAGGUAAAGACCAGGCCAACAAUUUCAGAGGAAGUUUUUCUCCUACUUUACAGGGAGGAUCCGUGAAUGCAGGUCUGGACUCUCGCUCAUCGCUUCACACAGACAAAGUCAGGGGAUCGUCCAAACCCAGAAAGAACAGAGAAAUGGAUGGGUUCCUGGACAUGCUGACUAAGGCUCAGUGCUGCAGGGUCGAAGACCAGAGAGGCCUUCUCACCAAGGAGCAGCUUGAGGUUCCUCUGUUCCUGCAGGUCCCCUCAAAUGAGGGACAAGAUGCUUCCGGCGAGACCGGCUCUACUGCCACCGACUCCAAAACAGAAUCCGUGGCAGGCGCAGAAACUUCUGCCUUAGUUGAAUCAAAACCCAAAGACGUGAGGGAAACAACAGUUUGACAUAGCCUUCAUGUGGAACAUGGACAGUGGCAUGAUCCAAAAAUAUUUUGGACUUAUCUCUCUCUAAUGCUUAGGAUCUUGUCAAAAUGAAAGAAAAAGAUUUGUUCAAAUGCACUUUUUGUACCUGUUACUGAAUAAGCUCUGAGACUGCAGUUGGCUUCGAUACUUGUGCCUGAUGACCUGGCCUUUUAAAGGCACUGGACAGAGACCAAUACGGCAAGCAGUUAGUGUCUUUUAGAAACACUACAGAUCGUUGACAGGAGAAAGUUUGCCCUGAAUUCCACAAUGGAUUUCAUAUGUAUGACAGAAAGAUGAGCUAAAGCUUAAAAUAUUCGUAUUUGACUCGUCAAAUCUUCUUAUCAGUGGCUUUUCACAAUCUGAAUUUAUAUUUUAUAAUGUGAACUCUAAGCUAAAGGGAAACUGAGAGGGUCAAGAAGGUUUUAAAGUGUUUUGCAUGAUUGUUUUUGAAAAUCUUAUUACCGUCGUUUUUCUUUGGUUUAAAUUGUGUGUGCAAUUUUACUGUUUAUUUCUGGCCCCUUGUGUGUUUAGCUUAGUGUUGUGUGAAGCCGAGAUCGAGUUUUGCUUUUUCAGCAUCUGAAACCAUUGUGGUUUGAAUGGAACCUCACAGGGAUCUGUCGAUGUAUGUCUGGACUUUGUUCCUAAGGUGUUAUCUGAAGAACUUGUUUCUUGAAAUAUUUGCUGCACGUGAUGUCUUCAGUCCCUAGCGAAGAUGCUUUUAAAUUUUUCUUUUUUACAUUAUUUAUGUCCUCUGAGAUCCUACCAUGUAAUCAGAUCAUUUUGUAACAUGAUGCUGGUCAUUGCAGCGUUCUGAUUGGGUUCUGAGGAUCGGUUUGCAGCCAAUGACUUUCUUCAUCUGUCUGAAGACUUGUUGCUGAAUUGGGACUUGCAUUCCUGCGUCUUAGGUCAUCAUGUGGGUUUCAAAGAUUAGAUGAGUCAUAAGUGAUUUCAUUUCCAUGGUUGAUGUGAGCCACAGUAUUUGAUGAUGCGUGGAUUAUAAACUCCCCCACAUUUUCAAAUCGGCUUCUACAUGUUUUUUUUUUUGUUUUUUUUGCUUUUAAUUAUUAGUAAAAGAAAUAAAUGUUAAUGUGGUGUGAUAUUUUAGCCCAGAGAUUUGUCGUAACACACCUGGUGUGUGUGCAUGCGUGUGUGUCUCCAUCCAUGCGCGCGCGUUGCGUCGGUGGGGCUAUGAAUGGGCAGAGAGGGGUGUUCUCUCCAAGGCACCGUCACGGCAGUGAGAUGAGUGCUAUCUACUCCACUGCACGUCUGCCGUUCUGAGGAGAAGAAAAGAGACGGAGGAAAAAGAGUUCCUCGAGCAGAAUUUGAAAAAAAGAGUAAAAGUGAUUCAUCGAGAAGGAGUAUAAGGACCAAGUCCUCCCAUCAGUCAUGGAGCAGAAGACAAAUGAGACUCCCUCCAACACCUCCCCUCAGAAGCACAUGAGGAACAGGUCUAAAUCCACGGAGGAAGUGCAGCAGUCGAAGAAGGCUUUCUCCUCACAAACCUCUCUGCCUGGCAGGCCAGAGCUGGAUAAAGUGAAGGAGUGUCCAGACGGCUCUGACGCAUCCUUGUCCUCCACCGAAGCACUGAAAUGAUGAACAAAGCUGUUCCAGUUGACGUCAAGCUGCAGUGUUGUCAUAAACUGAAAGUGUAUAUACAAGAAAUGCAGGGCCACCAACAGCAAGAAAAGAAAACAAUCAAUGUGUCAAUUUGUGAGGUGAAGUGAACACAACCAGUGUGAAUCUAUUUCAUGUAAAGUACACAACCCCUCUGCAAAAGUGGUGUCACUGUGGACUAAGUGCUGUGCAUGAGCCAUGUGAAUAUGAAGUGACAAUAAAGUUAACCUAAAGCGAA